Molecule: messenger RNA, 7500 nt
Organism: Rangifer tarandus platyrhynchus (Svalbard reindeer)
Lineage: Eukaryota; Metazoa; Chordata; Mammalia; Artiodactyla; Cervidae
Source: the annotation of a GenBank genome assembly
AUGGAGGUGCUUCAGUGUGAUGGCUGUGACUUCAGAGCCCCGUCUUAUGAAGAUCUCAAGGCGCACAUCCAGGAUGUCCACACGGCAUUUCUGCAGCCGACGGACGUUGCUGAAGACAAUGUGAAUGAGUCACGAUCUGGGUCCAUAAAUGCCAGUAACCAGACAGAGGUGGAGUUUUCAUCUAUAAAGGAUGAAUUUGCGAUUGCAGAGGACUUAACAGGUCAAAAUGCAGCCGCCUUGGGGACUGGAAGUUACUAUGGCCAUAGUCCAGGAUACUACAGUCAGCAUAUUGCCCCUAAUCCCAAACCAACAAACAAGUUUUUUCAAUGCAAGUUCUGUGUGCGCUACUUCAGGUCAAAAAACCUCCUCAUUGAACACACUAGAAAGGUCCACGGAGCUCAAGCUGAAGGGAGUUCAGCCGGACCCCCUGUUCCAGGAUCCUUAAAUUAUAAUAUCAUGAUGCAUGAGGGAUUUGGAAAGGUCUUCUCUUGCCAGUUUUGCACAUACAAGUCACCAAGGAGGGCAAGAAUAAUUAAGCAUCAGAAGAUGUAUCACAAAAACAAUUUGAAGGAGACCACUGCUCCCCCCCCUGCCCCUGCUCCAAUGCCAGACCCGGUGGUCCAACCCAUGUCCCUGCAGGACCCCUGCAAGGAACUGCCAGCGGAGGUUGUGGAGCGCAGCAUCUUAGAAUCCAUGGUCAAGCCGCUGACCAAGUCUCGAGGCAACUUUUGCUGUGAGUGGUGCAGCUAUCAGACCCCCCGCCGAGAACGCUGGUGUGACCACAUGAUGAAGAAGCACCGCAGCAUGGUCAAGAUCCUGUCCAGUCUCAGGCAGCAGCAAGAAGGGACGAGUGUGCCUGAGGCACAGAACAAGAACGACCUCAGCCCCACUUCGAACUCCGCCUAUCUGUCCAUGAAUGCUGCCAGCCGCGAGUUACCCAACACUAACGUCUCCAGCUUCAGGGGCUCCAUCGGCAACUCCAUCAUGAGACCCAAUUCUUCUUCCACUUCCAAGUUUUCGCCCAUGUCUUACCCUCAGAUGAAGCCGAAGUCACCUCACAAUUCUGGCCUUGUGAACUUGGCAGAGAGAUCCCGGUACGGAAUGCCCGAGAUGACCAAUUCUGCUGCUGACCUGGAAACUAAUAGCAUGCUGAAUGAUUCCAGUUCCGAUGAAGAGUUAAAUGAGAUAGACAGUGAAAACGGCUUGAAUGCUAUGGAUCACCCGACGGCAGGCAUGUCUGCAGAGCAGCUGAUGGGCUCAGAUGGCAACAAAUUAUUGGAGACCAAGGGGAUCCCGUUUAGAAGAUUCAUGAAUAGGUUCCAGUGCCCCUUUUGUCCUUUCCUCACCAUGCAUCGACGUAGUAUUUCCCGUCACAUAGAAAACAUCCACUUAUCUGGAAAGACAGCCGUCUACAAAUGUGAUGAAUGUCCGUUUACUUGCAAGAGCUCGUUAAAACUUGGGGCUCACAAACAGUGUCACACGGGUACCACGUCAGAUUGGGAUGCUGUGAAUUCACAGAGUGAAGGCAUCUCCUCCUCACUGAAUGAAGGUGUCAUGUCUUACGAGAGCUCAAGCAUCAAUGGCAGGAAGUCGGGGGUCCUGCUGGAUCCCCUGCAGCAGCAACAGCCGCCUCCGCCGCCGCCCCCCCCACCACCUCCUCCAUCACAGCCUCAGCCGCCGCAGCUACAGUCACCCCAUCAGCUGCCACCCCAGCCCCAGCUGCCCCCGCCGCCUCCCCCGCCGCCCGCACAAGCCCCACCCCUGCACCCCUACAAGUGCACCAUGUGUAAUUACUCCACCACGACUCUGAAAGGGCUGCGAGUUCAUCAGCAGCACAAACACUCUUUCUGCGACAACUUGCCAAAAUUCGAGGGGCAGCCCUCAAGCCUGCCAUUGGACAGCGAGACAGACAGCCACCCCUCUUCCAGCAACACUGUGAAGAAAAGUCAGACCUCAAUUCUUGGGUUGUCCUCCAAGAACAAUUUUGUCGCCAAGGCCUCUAGGAAGCUCGCUAACGACUUUCCGCUCGACUUGUCGCCCGUGAAGAAGAGGACCAGGAUUGACGAGAUAGCAAGCAACCUGCAGAGCAAAAUUAACCAAACAAAACAGCAGGAAGAUGCGGUGAUCAACGUGGAGGAUGACGAGGAGGAAGAAGAGGACAAUGAAGUGGAGAUCGAGGUGGAGCUGGACAGGGAGGAAGAGCCGCCGGAGCCCGUCCUCGAGGUGCCCACGCCCUUCUCUGCCCAGCAGAUCUGGGCAAGAGAGGCCCCUGAGCCCCCAAAGGAGCCCAACUUCAGAACUGUUGCCCAUGAUUACAAUGCCACCAAUGGGGCUGAAAUAGAGCUCACCCUUUCUGAAGAUGAAGAGGAUUAUUACGGCUCCUCCACCAACAUGAAAGAUCACCAGGUUUCCAAUACCACUCUGCUGAACACCCAGACUCCUAUCUACGCAACUGAGCACAAUAAUGAAAAUACCGACUUUAGUGACUCGGGAAGGCUUUAUUAUUGCAAACACUGUGACUUUAACAACAAAUCUGCCCGGAGCGUCAGCACCCACUACCAGCGCAUGCACCCAUACAUUAAGUUCAGCUUCAGGUACAUCUUGGACCCCAACGAUCACAGUGCAGUGUACCGGUGCCUGGAAUGCUACAUUGAUUACACCAACUUCGAAGACCUGCAGCAGCAUUACGGCGAACACCACCCAGAAGCCAUGAAUGUCCUCAACUUUGACCAUUCGGACCUGAUCUACCGGUGUCGGUUUUGUUCCUACACAAGCCCGAACGUCCGAAGCCUGAUGCCACAUUACCAAAGAAUGCAUCCCACCGUGAAGAUUAACAAUGCCAUGAUCUUUUCGAGCUACGUGGUGGAGCAGCAGGAGGGGCUAGGCACGGAAUCCCAGACGCUGCGGGAGAUCCUGAAUUCGGCUCCGAAGAACAUGGCCACGUCCACUCCCGUGGCCCGUGGUGGCGGUAUGCCAGCUCCAUUCCCCAAAAACACUCCUUCCAAGACCUUUCCUCCAGAAUGUGAAAAUCAGAAGGACCCCUCGGUCAACACCGUGGUCGUGUACGACUGUGACGUUUGCUCCUUCGCGAGUCCGAACAUGCACUCUGUGUUGGUUCAUUAUCAGAAGAAACACCCAGAAGAAAAGGCUUCCUACUUUAGGAUCCAGAAAACCAUGCGAAUGGUGUCUGUGGACAGGGGCUCUGCCCUUUCUCAGUUAUCAUUUGAGGUGGGUGCUCCAAUGUCUCCCAAAAUGUCCACCAUGGGUUCCCCACCCCCCCCACAACCCCCGCCAGACCUCAGUACUGACCUUUACUACUGCAAACACUGUUCCUACAGCAAUCGGUCAGUUGUGGGCGUCCUUGUCCACUACCAGAAAAGACACCCAGAAAUAAAGGUUACUGCCAAAUAUAUCAGACAGGCUCCUCCCACAGCUGCAAUGAUGAGAGGGCCGGAGGGGCCCCAUGGCUCCCCCCGGUCAUCCGCCCCUAUGCAACAGCUCAACCGGAGCAGCUCCGAGAGAGAUGGCCCUCCCGUGGAGAAUGAGAUGUUUUUUUGCCAGCACUGUGAUUACGGGAACCGGACGGUCAAAGGUGUCCUCAUUCAUUAUCAGAAGAAGCACCGAGACUUCAAGGCCAACGCGGACGUGAUCCGGCAGCACACGGCCACCAUCCGAAGCCUCUGCGACCGCAACCAGAAGAAGCCUGCCAGCUGCGUGCUGCUCUCCCCAUCGGGUGUGGAGCGGGACAAAACAAAAUUGCGAGCGCUCAAGUGUAGGCAGUGCUCGUACACCUCCCCCUACUUUUAUGCCCUGAGGAAGCAUAUCAAGAAAGACCACCCAGCCCUGAAGGCCACGGUCACGUCCAUCAUGCGAUGGGCAUUUCUAGAUGGCUUGAUAGAAGCUGGCUACCACUGCGAGUGGUGCAUCUAUUCCCAUACAGAGCCAAGUGGUUUGCUCCUACAUUACCAAAGGAGGCACCCCGAGCAUUACGUGGAUUACACCUACAUGGCCACGAAGCUCUGGGCGGGGCCAGACCCGUCCCCUCCCUCUCUCACUAUGCCAGCUGAAGCCAAAACGUACAGAUGCAGAGACUGUGUUUUCGAAGCCCUCUCCAUCUGGGACAUCACCAAUCACUACCAAGCAUUCCACCCUUGGGCCAUGAACGGGGACGAGUCGGUGCUGCUGGAUAUCAUCAAGGAGAAAGAUGCCGUGGAGAAUCCCAUGCCUUCCUCUGAAGACCUGGUGGGCCCUGUGAGUUGUGAAAACAGCCUGCCCGGCCCGCUCCCUGAGCAGGAAGGCGAAUGCCCCGAGGAUGCCAGGCUUUCCCCUGAAAAGACCAUCCAGCUUGCCUCAGCUAACCCCGCCAUCUCCUCCACCCCAUACCAGUGUACCGUGUGUCAGUCUGAAUAUAACAACCUGCAUGGCCUCCUGACCCACUAUGGGAAGAAGCACCCAGGCAUGAAGGUGAAGGCUGCCGACUUUGCCCAGGACAUCGAUAUCAACCCCGGCGCUGUCUACAAAUGCAGGCACUGCCCUUAUAUCAACACCCGCAUCCACGGGGUCCUGACCCACUACCAGAAGCGACAUCCGUCCAUCAAGGUGACCGCAGAGGACUUCGUGCACGACGUGGAGCAGUCCACGGAUAUAGCCCAGAACGACGUAGAGGAAACGAGCAGGAUCUUCAAGCAAGGGUAUGGUGCCUACCGCUGCAAACUGUGUCCCUACACACACGGCACUUUGGAGAAGCUCAAGAUCCACUAUGAGAAGUACCACAACCAGCCGGAAUUCGAUGUCUUUUCCCAGUCGCCCCCGAAGCUGCCCAUGUCCCUCGAGCCGGAGAUAACCACUGAAGUGAGCCCCUCCCAGGUAUCGGUGACCGAGGACGAGGCGGGAGAGGAGCCCGUGUCCACGUCUCACUUCGCUACCUCGCACCUGGUGUCCCACACUGUGUUCCGGUGCCAGCUCUGCAAGUACUUCUGCUCCACGCGGAAGGGCAUCGCCCGGCACUACCGCAUCAAACACAACAACGUGCGCGCCCAGCCCGAGGGCAAGAACAACCUCUUCAAGUGCGCCCUCUGUGCCUACACCAACCCCAUCCGCAAAGGGCUGGCUGCCCACUACCAGAAGCGCCACGACAUCGACGCCUACUACACCCACUGCCUGGCGGCCUCCAGAACCAUCAGCGACAAGCCCAACAAGGUGAUCAUCCCGUCGCCGCCCAAGGAUGACUCCCCGCCACUCAGCGAAGAGCUGCGGCGCGCCGUGGAGAAGAAGAAGUGCUCUCUCUGCGCCUUCCAGUCCUUCAGCAAGAAGGGCAUCGUGUCCCAUUACAUGAAGCGCCACCCGGGGGUCUUCCCCAAGAAGCAGCACGCCAGCAAGCUAGGGGGCUACUUCACCGCGGUCUACGCCGACGAGCACGAGAAGCCGCUGCUGAUGGAAGAUUCGGAAGAGAGAGGCGCCUUCGAGAAAGCCGAGAUGGAAGGAAACGAAGGGCAGGACAUCGAGUGGCUCCCGUUCCGCUGCAUCAAGUGCUUCAAGCUGUCCUUCAGCACGGCCGAGCUGCUGAGCAUGCACUACACCGACCACCAUAGCCGGGACCUCAAGAGGGACUUCGUCAUCCUGGGCGGCGGCCCCCGGCUGCAGGGCUCCGCCUACCAAUGCAAGCAUUGCGAGAGCAAACUGCAGAGCACCGCCGAGCUGACCUCGCACUUGAACAUUCACAAUGAGGAAUUCCAGAAGCGUGCCAAACGUCAGGAGAGGCGGAAACAGCUUUUGAGCAAGCAGAAAUAUGCAGAUGGUGCUUUUGCAGAUUUCAAACAAGAGAGGCCUUUUGGUCACUUAGAAGAGGUGCCAAAGAUCAAGGAGAGGAAGGUGGUGGGCUACAAGUGUAAAUUCUGUGUGGAAGUGCAUCCGACGCUCCGAGCCAUCUGCAACCACCUCCGCAAGCACGUCCAGUACGGCAGCGUCCCCUCCGUGUCCGCCGCCGUGAAGGGGCUGCGUUCUCAUGAGAGGAGCCAUCUGGCCCUGGCCAUGUUUACCCGCGAGGACAAGUACAGCUGCCAGUAUUGCUCCUUUGUUUCUGCUUUCAGGCACAAUUUGGAUCGCCAUAUGCAAACCCACCACGGACACCACAAACCAUUCCGAUGCAAACUCUGCUCCUUCAAAUCCUCCUACAACAGCCGGCUGAAGACACACAUCCUCAAAGCUCAUGCUGGUGAGCACGCCUACAAGUGUUCGUGGUGCUCCUUUUCCACCAUGACAAUCAGCCAGCUGAAGGAACACUCCCUCAAGGGCCACGGAAAAGCCCUGACCCUCCCCAGGCCGCGGAUUGUCAGCCUCCUCUCCUCGCACGCCCACCACGCCUCCCAAAAAGCCAGCCCGGCCGAAGAAGUGGAAGAUUCCAAUGACUCAUCCUACUCUGAGCCUCCAGAUGUUCAGCAGCAGCUGAACCACUAUCAGUCCGCUGCUCUGGCGAGAAACAACAGCCGUGUGAGCCCCGUGCCUCUUUCUGGGGCCGCGGGGGGCGCUGAGCAGAAAACAGAAGCCAUUCUUCACUGCGAAUUCUGUGAAUUCUCCUCUGGCUAUAUCCAGAGCAUCAGGCGCCACUACAGGGACAAGCACGGAGGGAAGAAGCUCUUCAAGUGCAAAGACUGCUCCUUUUACACAGGCUUUAAAUCUGCUUUUACUAUGCACGUGGAAGCCGGGCAUUCGGCGGUCCCCGAGGAGGGCCCCAAAGAUCUCCGCUGUCCUCUCUGCCUCUAUCACACCAAAUACAAACGCAACAUGAUCGACCACAUUGUGCUGCACCGAGAAGAGCGGGUUGUCCCCAUUGAAGUGUGCCGGUCCAAACUGUCCAAAUACUUGCAGGGAGUAGUUUUCCGCUGUGAUAAGUGUACCUUCACCUGCUCCAGUGACGAGAGCCUCCAGCAGCACAUAGAAAAGCACAAUGAACUGAAACCUUACAAGUGCCAGCUCUGCUACUAUGAGACCAAGCAUACGGAGGAACUGGACAGCCACCUUCGGGACGAGCAUAAGGUAAGCCGAAACUUUGAGCUAGUUGGACGGGUUAACUUGGAUCAGCUGGAACAGAUGAAGGAGAAGAUGGAGAGUUCCAGCAGUGAUGAUGAAGACAAGGAAGAAGAAAUGAACAGUAAGGCUGAUGACAGAGAUCUCUUGAGAUUUUCUGACCGUGGGGCUGCUAUCAACACUGAGAAGCGUUUUCCGUGUGAAUUUUGCGGACGGGCGUUUUCCCAGGGCUCUGAGUGGGAAAGGCACGUGCUGAGACACGGCAUGGCAUUGAAUGACACCAAGCAGGUGAGCCGAGAAGAAAUCCACCUGAAGGGUAACAUGGAGGACAGUAUUAAGAUGCCCUCUAUAGAGGAAAAGGAAGAUGAUGAAGCAAUCGGGCUAGACUUUUCCCUAAAGAACGAACCAGUAGCCAUCUGUGUCGUAGCUGCUGACAAAUCUCUCCUGGAGAAUGCGGAGGCCAAAAAAGAAUAA